Magnolia sinica is the source of this 3417-nucleotide messenger RNA. RefSeq names its product AP-1 complex subunit gamma-2-like. The record is from RefSeq and is a predicted model, not a curated record. The coding region runs from base 187 to 2889 and encodes 900 amino acids. Gene Ontology annotation, cellular component: Golgi apparatus; membrane coat; AP-1 adaptor complex. The transcript has 18 exons. NCBI's taxonomy places the organism in Eukaryota, Viridiplantae, Streptophyta, Magnoliopsida, Magnoliales, Magnoliaceae. Gene Ontology annotation, biological process: Golgi to vacuole transport; receptor-mediated endocytosis; intracellular protein transport. Gene Ontology annotation, molecular function: clathrin-cargo adaptor activity.
CUCUCUCAGAUCCAAAUCUCUCUCUCUCUCUCUCUCUCUCUCUCUCUCUCUCAGAUCUCUCGAUUCCUCGCCUUCGUUUCUCCAUAGCCCUCGAUCUUCGUCCAGUUCGAUCUUCCCUCCGAUUCAGCUCUUCAUCGUAUCGGAUCUAAACCGUCGAGUUCUUGACGAUUAACAACGGAUUCAGUCAUGAAUCCCUUCUCCUCGGGAACUCGGUUGAGGGAUAUGAUUCGGGCCAUACGUGCUUGCAAAACUGCAGCUGAGGAACGUGCCGUUGUAAGAAAAGAAUGUGCUGCCAUACGUGCUGCAGUUAGUGAUAAUGACCAAGAUUAUAGACACCGCAACCUGGCAAAACUCAUGUUCAUCCAUAUGCUUGGUUACCCCACACAUUUUGGUCAAAUGGAAUGCCUUAAGCUGAUUGCAUCCGCUGGAUUUCCUGAGAAGAGAAUAGGAUAUCUUGGUCUCAUGUUACUUCUCGAUGAAAGACAAGAAGUUCUUAUGCUGGUUACUAACUCUUUAAAACAAGACCUCAAUCACUCAAAUCAGUAUAUUGUGGGGCUUGCCCUUUGUGCAUUAGGGAACAUUUGCUCAGCAGAAAUGGCUCGUGAUCUCGCACCCGAAGUGGAAAAACUGCUUCAGAGUAGAGACCAAAAUAUCCGGAAAAAGGCUGCAUUAUGCUCUAUAAGGAUUAUUAGGAAAGUCCCAGAUCUGGCGGAAAAUUUUAUGACGCCUGCUGCUUCUUUACUGAAAGAAAAACAUCAUGGGGUUCUAAUAACUGGAGUUCAGCUCUGUACCGAACUAUGCAAAGCCAGCGUGGAGGCUCUUGACUAUUUAAGAAAGUACACGGACAACUUGGUUCGAGUUCUGAAGGACCUCAUGGGGAGUCCAUAUGCACCUGAGUACGACAUUGCUGGGAUUACAGAUCCUUUCCUACAGAUCCGAUUGCUUAGACUCUUGCGCAUGUUGGGCCAUAGAGAUGCAGAUUCUAGUGAUAGUAUGAAUGACAUUCUUGCCCAGGUGGCAGCAAAAACCGAGUCGAACAAAAAUGCAGGGAAUGCCAUACUGUAUGAAUGCGUGGCAACUAUUAUGGGCAUUGAAGCUAAUAGUGGCCUACGUGUGCUUGCUAUUAAUAUUUUGGGAAGAUUCCUGUCAAACCGUGACAACAAUAUAAGAUAUGUUGCGUUGAACAUGUUGAUGAAGGCUGUUGCAGUAGAUGCUCAAGCAGUACAGAGGCACCGGGCAACAAUUUUGGAAUGCGUAAAGGAUUCAGAUGCUUCGAUUAGGAAAAGGGCCCUUGAGCUUGUUUUCCUUCUAGUGAAUGACAGCAAUGUGAAGCCUUUGACAAAAGAACUUAUUGAAUAUCUGGAAGUAAGCGAUCCAGAUUUCAAGGGGGAUCUUACCGAAAAAAUUUGCUCCAUUGUUGAAAAGUUUUCCCCUGAUAAGUUAUGGUAUAUUGACCAGAUGCUCAAGGUUCUCUCUGAGGCUGGCAAUUAUGUAAAAGAUGAGGUAUGGCAUGCCCUUAUAGUUGUUGUCAGCAACGCUUCAGACCUUCAUGGAUAUACUGUAAGAUCCCUUUACAGGGCGUUCCAAACUUCAGGUGAACAGGAAAGUCUUGUUCGAGUGGCAGUCUGGUGCAUUGGAGAAUAUGGUGAAAUGCUGGUUAAUAAUACUGGGGUGCUUGAUGGAGAAGAACCAAUGACUGUAACAGAAUCCGAUGCUGUGGAUGUUAUCGAGUCUGCCUUGAGACGUCACAUGUCAGACAUCACUACUCGAGCAAUGUCUCUAAUUGCUCUUUUAAAGCUCUCAUCUCGUUUCCCGCAUUGUUCACAGAGAAUAAGAGAAAUUAUCAUCCAACAAAAAGGAAGCCUGGUUCUCGAGUUGCAGCAAAGAUCCAUUGAAUUCAAUUCUAUUAUUCAGAAGCAUCAAAAUAUCAAGUCUGCUUUGGUUGAACGAAUGCCAGUUCUUGAUGAGGCAGCUUAUAUUCUAAAGAGGACCAGCUCUUCUCCGGCGACCCUUUCAUCCGAAAAAACUAGCAAAUCUAUCUCUUCAGGAGCUUCACUUAAUCUUCCAAAUGGAGUUGCCAAACCUCCUGCAGCUCCGCUCGUAGAUUUACUUGAUCUGAGUUCAGAUGAUGCCCCAGCACCAAGUUCUUCUGGUGGUGAUUUUCUGCAGGAUCUGUUGGGUGUAGGUUUGACGCCCAGUCCUCCUGUAUCAGGUAUGAGCCAGGCCUCAACAGGCGGUGCAGAUAUUCUACUGGAUCUUUUGUCAAUUGGAACUUCUCCUGGGCAAAAUAAUUUGUCAGCACCUAAUUUGCUAUUAGCCAAUCAAGAUAACAUGCCAUCAAUGUCUCCCUUAGAUACGUUGUCAUCACUUUCUUCUCCAGCUUCUGCCCAAGCCUCUCAAAUAUCAUUACUGGAUUCUGUGAAAGAUACUGUUGUUCAGACAAAGUCUGCUGCAGGAUCUGCUCCAGUAAUGGAUUUAUUGGAUGGUUUGUCCUCUAAUUUAUCGACUCCUGGAGAAAGCAAUCCAGUUUAUCCAUCUAUUCUUGCAUUCCAGAGCAAGUCACUAAAGAUAAUGUUCAGCUUCUCGAAGCAGCCUGGGAAAUCACAAAUUACAUUGAUUCAGGCUACUAUUAUGAAUAUGUCAUCAAAUAUUUACACAGAUUUUGUUUUUCAGGCAGCUGUUCCAAAGUUUGUUCAGUUACACUUAGAGCCAGCUAGCGGUAACGUUCUUCCUGCCAGCGGUAAUGGGUCAAUCACGCAAAGUUUGAGUGUUACUAACAGCCAACAUGGGCAGAAAGCCCUUGCCAUGCGUAUACGGAUAGCCUACAAAGUGAACAACCAAGACGUGCUCGAGCAAGGACAGAUCAACAACUUUCCUCCCGGUUUGUAGGGGUGGAAAUACACUUUUUCGAGGUUAAUUUGGUGUAGGCAUCAUUUUCGCCCGCCACUUAAGUAGCUCCUCUAUGUUGAUCGGGACCCUGUGGACAAGCUCAUCAACGUCCUUGAUGCUAUCAGGCACACAGUCACUGGCAUCAACUUGUACGAGUCGAUUUUCAGCACCUGCUGAUUGCCUUGGUUUUGUGGUUUAUGUACAUUAUAUGUUUCAUAGAGUAGUAGGAACGGAAUUUGCUCGAGAGACUUGAGUUUGUCAUUGAAAAAUGUUGAGGUUGCCAUUAGCUGGUUGUUUCGAUUUUUUGAAAUUUCAAUGGUGCUGUGUGGAUGGUGAUGGGGAUUUAGAUUGUGAUUCUUGUUGCUAGAAGAAGCAAAAGGGAACAAUAACUUUGCUGCCGCUUUUUUCUUUCUUUCUUUCUUUUCUGAGAUGAUCGAUCAUUAUGGGAAUUGUGAUUCUCCAUUGUAGAAUUCAGUAUCGUUUCAUACUUACAAGCACUUAAGAAAAUGGAGUGAUUAUUGAGUUUGA